Messenger RNA from Melanotaenia boesemani (Boeseman's rainbowfish), 6005 nucleotides. RefSeq names its product apolipoprotein L, 1 (gene apol1). Gene Ontology annotation, cellular component: membrane; extracellular region. Gene Ontology annotation, biological process: lipoprotein metabolic process; lipid transport. The coding region runs from base 1366 to 2817 and encodes 483 amino acids. NCBI's taxonomy places the organism in Eukaryota, Metazoa, Chordata, Actinopteri, Atheriniformes, Melanotaeniidae. The transcript has 9 exons. The record is from RefSeq and is a predicted model, not a curated record. Gene Ontology annotation, molecular function: lipid binding.
UUUCAUAAAGUGAUGAUUCCUGUCUCCUGCAAGCAGCAUGAGAAGCAGAGUGGAUCAGAUGAUGAGGCUCCAGCUGUGAGCAGUGAAAAGUUAUCAAGCAACAAACAGAUUCUUUCAUAUUUUCUCCUUCUGUUUCAUUCUAUUGGACAUUCAAAUGAUUAUUUUUUUAAAGAAAACAUAUUUCAAAGAAAGAUCUAUAAUAGGAAAUUGUAUUUUUUCAAGGAGAAUCCUGUUGCUUCAAAUUAUAUUUUUCAUUUGAUCAAACUGACCGCUUGUGUUUGGCUCAUGGAGCUGCUUGUUGUGUUGUGUCCAGAUGUUAAACAGAUGUGUUUAUUCUCUGUAAAAGUAGGAGUUAACUAAAUGUUUCUGUCCUGAACAUUUUUUGUGACGAUAUCUUCUCCCUCUCAGAGCAUCCUGGCUGAAGCCAUGUCCAAACCGAAUCCAUUCUGCUCUACAAAUAAAGUAGCUUUACAGUUGAAUGUGCAGGUGGUGGUGGUGUGAUAACCAUGACCGACUAUCAUGGUGGUGAUGAGACUACGAUGAUGAUGAUGGUGAUAGGGAUGAAAGCUGUGUUGCACAAAUGGUCAUCAGUUGUUUUGCAUGUUGGACUUAUUUACUCCACAUCACAGAGACUUUACAUCUUCGCUUUUCUCAUAUUUGGUGUGUGACUUAUGAUUUUGAAGCGUUCUUUCUAUUUAGUUUGCUAUUUUUCUUUCUCUCUUCUAUGAAAGAGAAAGAUUUCCAUACUUAAUGUUUCUCCUUAUGUUUAGAAAACAACUCAAGCAAUUGUUGAGACUUUGACGCUGAAUUCUUGCUAUGGAAAAUUGUAUUAACUACACCAGAAUUUUUUUUAAUGCUGCUAGUGUUUUAUUUAAUACUGCAUAGCAGUUUAUCUGCUUUUGCCUGAUAUGGUUUAAAAACGAAUAUUUUCUGUUCUCUUCUCAGAAGGACACUGAAGACAGAGAGAAAGCCGUGGAGAAUCAGUCUAAUGUGCUUUGCUCAUGACUCAUUGACGGCAUGCACACAUGUGACUGAACAACUUCUCCCAGAAAUACCCUCAGUCCUCAAACUCCUCCUCUUCCAUAAUGCUACCACUUCCCCCUCCUACUCCUGCCAGCUUGCAGUCAAUCUCCUUGUUCUCUACUCUAGUACACUGAGUCCCUCUAUGUUUGCGUCCUUGCCAGGUCAAAAGUAAUUUGAUCUCGCCGGAAAGGAAGAAAAGAAGUGAAACACCACCAGUCCCACCCAGAUCAGCUGAAGAGAUUCACAUAUAAUAAAGCACUGCUCCUGCUCAGAAACAUGCGUUCCCUAUAAAACUGUUUUGACUUCUGCUUGGCCCGUCUGUGCUCUGUUGUGUUACAGGAGAUGAAGGGGAUGUCUGCGUACAGCAACGUACAACAAAGAAGACCUGAGGAAAAGAACCGAUCAGCUGACAAAGGCACCAAAGAUGAUGAAUCUAUUGUAACCAAAGACGGUGACGAGAACCGUCCGGCGAGCACAACGGCUGCGUCUGAUGAAGGACUGAAAGAUGAAAAAGAGUCUUCAUCCAGAAAAGAAAAGAAAGAAGAGGAUGGAAAGGACAAAACUGAGGAGACUAAAGUCAAGAAACCCAAGAGACAAAAUCCUUUCAUGCCUCAGGUCAAGACCAAAGUUAUUCAGAAGCAUGUACAGGACACAGCUGGAGGCAGUGCAGCGGAGAAUAAAGGUGCCAGCAAGUCCCUGUUUGACCAUUUGGAGGACUUCCGUAUUAACCCCUUACAGCCUGAAAACAGUCAGGAUAUGGAGAAUCUCAUGGACUGGUGGAACGCUGUGGAGGCAUGGGACGACACUUCACAAAAUGAAGACAUGACAGAAAAAGAAGAGGCCAAGGCAUUUGCUGUGACGGCAGAGAAAGUGCAGAAGGGCAUCCGUGUCUUCAACAAACUGUUCUCAGAGCGCGCUGAGAGCCUCUGGCAGCACGUCAUUGAACUCAACAGCAUUGCCGACGGCCUGGACAAGUUCAACAAGAACACAAAGAUCGCUCAAAUCACCGGUGGCUCCACCAGUGCCAUCGGGGGCGUUGCUACCAUUGCUGGCCUGGCUCUGGCUCCAUUUACAAUGGGAACCUCUCUGAUUGUGACAGCGGUAGGGCUGGGUGUUGCCACAGCAGGUGGUCUAACAUCAGCUGGUGCUGGCAUCUCCAACCAAGUCAAUAACUCUAUGGACCGCAAGAAGGUGGAGAAGAUUGUGGAGGACUACCAGGAGAAGAUGAUCGACCUCAACAACUGCCUGAAGUUCAUCAAGCAGGGGAUCGAGAAUCUGCGUAGGUUUGACCUUGUUAAGAUGAAAAAACACGCAUACAACCAGGACUUCCCUGCACUCACUAGUAGUUUCUAUAUGGACGGCGCCAUGGCAGGAAAAGCCAUCCUCAUCAACGCCAAUGAGAUCAUGCGUGUGGUGCACAUCGCAAACGUGGCGGGUAGCACCGCAGCCAGAGCAGUCCAGAUCGCCAGUAUGGCCACUGGUGUCCUCACCGGCCUCUUCGUAGGCAUGGAUAUCUACUUUGUGGCCAAAGACUCCAGAGAACUCAAGAAAGGGGCAAAGUCAGAGUUUGCUGCCAAAAUCAGGGAGGUGGCCACGCAGCUGCACGACGGUCUGGUGGAGCUUAACGGCAUACGAGAGGUGCUCCAUUCCACCACGCCAGAAAACACAGGUAGCAAUACCAAAGCUUUGACCAGUGACACAAAAGAGAAAGACAACAAAUCUGACAGUUUAGGAGAAAAUGAAAUUGACUGCAUAAAAAAUGCUAUCAAGGGCGACACUGAGAACAGAGACUAAGGAUCAUAAACCAGGAAAUGCCUUAAACUAUACUUAAUUAUGAAAAAGUAAAAAAAAAAAAAAAAAAAAAAAAUAAUAAUUCAAACUCAGCACUUUUUUUCAACACAUUUCAGUGCUGUGCACAUCUAAGGCCGUUGGUAAUUUCUUAAAAGUUUUAACACAAUAAGUUGCAUUUUGAAUUCCGGAAAGGAAACUACAACCUUGUAAUGGAAAGUAUCUGAACAUUUUAACCAAGGAACUGAUUUUUUUAAAUGUCCACAUGUAUGUUACACUGACAGGAACUGGGUCUGUAGCAGACCCAGCCCAGCAAUGGUACAGUGUACUGAUGUUUUAAGCUACCUUUUAUUAGUGUUCAUUUGUUUUCCUUUACUGUGCAAAUUCCUUUUGAACAUAUUUUACUCGAACACUGUAAGAACUCCCACUUCCAACUGGUUGCUUUUACAGUUUUUUUCUCUAUUGCUAAGACACAUUUCUCGAAAGCUUCUCUCCUUCUCUCUUAACUGAACACCAAACCCAAGUUUUAUGCUACUGUUGUAGAAAAAUGACCAAGAGUUUGGAAUGAGUAAAAGUAUAUAAAGUUUAUUACAGAAGAAUUAUUGAAUACAGAAUUACUUGCAAGUAAUGAGAGUGGUCGUCCUAACUCACGUGAAGUCAAAAGAGAGGCAAGAGGAAAAACAAUAGUUAUACAUUUCUGUAGAAAGAAUCCUCCUUCCUGAAGACCUUGGGUCUUAGCUGGCAUCAAAACAACCUCACAUAGUUGUGUCUCCACCAGAACCAGUCUGACUAAGGGUCUGAGGAAGGACCAGAAAAAGGUCACCUUACCUUCGUAGUGAACUUUUUAACAGAGCAUGUAUAUGAAGAGAAUAAACUUUAAAAGUAAAUUAAAGCAUGAUGACUAAAAAUGCACAACGUAAAAAGUGUAACAUAGUAACAAUCAGUGUAAAUACAAUUUAUAAAUUAAUAUAGUAAACGAAGUAAUUAUAGGUGUGAUUAUAAUAUUAUAUACAGAGUAUAAUAAGUAAAAUUUCUUCCACACUACAUUCAUAAAACCUCAGAAUCUUCCAAAAUCUUUCCCAAAACUGAACUGUUGUCAAAUCGUGCCCUGAGUCAAUCAAAAUGAAAAACACAACUGAGCAGUCACUUAACGCUACAGGGAAAAAUGGAAAAAAACAAUACUCAGGACAUGACGCUGUAGAAAUAAAAGUUUGUUCACUGUAGGCUAAAUGCAUGUUACAAAACAAAUAACCUGUGCAUUUAUCACUUGUAUGCAGUAAGCCUACAUAAAAAUAAAAGUACGAACACAUAUACAAAUGAGAAGUGCAUUACUCAGCCACAGUAUCAUUUCUUCAUACUGGGUCAGGCUAGAGGACUUCAAAACAAGGGAUGCUCAUCCUGCUGCCCUAACAGAGCAUCUCACAUGUGACUGAGGAAAAUGAGGAGCAGGUGUUGUAGGGUCGUAGGUUGGCGGGACAGCGGACAACCCCAUGAUUGCUCAUGGCAGCACACAAUGUGACAUUGCCACCUUGCUGAGAGAGAUGCCAACAAUGGCCCGUUGGCCAAUCACACUACGGCCUCUCCUUCUCCUGACGAGAUAACAGUAAACCCAGCUUCAUCCAUGUAGAUGUAUUCAUAGGGUCUUUCCAUUUGUUGCGCAUGAGGUCACGAUCAACAGUAGAGAGGCUGACACUGUUGAUACCCUCAAAAUGUACAUGCUCCUUAAUGAUCUUCUGCUGAAUUUCACACAGUUUAAUGGUGUUGUUCUCAUGGACCAUAGUGACAAUUAGGUCUCUUGGUAUGGGGAGAACAUACCUGUCCUCCCACCCCCAUGUGGCAGUCUUUCAAUUUUACAAAAAGAGAACAUGCAGUUACAGAAAUAUACAUGGAUUACUAGGCCUACAAACAGUUAAACUAACCCUCCAUUACAGUACUAAAGUACAUCGGCACAGUGAUGUACUGAAACAUAUAUUUAUUUACAGUAUACUGUGGUACAGUAUAUAGCAUAGUCAUAUAGUAAUUACUGUUAACAUUUACAUACUGUAAUGUCAAAAAAAAGGUAAUUACCUGUUCCCUAAAUCUUUGGAUUAUGGUGGACACAGUGAAUCUACUGAUGUUUGGUUGUACCCUUUGUCCAACCUCGCUCAUGCUCAUAUUGUAGACAAGAACAUGGUCAAUCACAGUAGAUCUGAUUUCAUCAGAUAUUAGUGUUCUUUGUCUUCGCGGACAACCUCAACCACUUCUCACACAAACAACACAAACUACUCCUCCUCUCAGAUUUCUAUCCAUUGUAGUGGAUCACAAACCAGCACUCUCUGAACAGGCUUAUAUAUAUAUAUUCCUUCACAUCAUUGGCCACAAGUGUGAUCAGUUUUGAGUUGUUGUGUUCAGCCAGUGACACCUGUGCUUUAAUUGUGUUUGACUUUGCCAUGUGUGCUUACCAUUAUGCAACACAGAUGCAUCACAAUGAACGUGUGUUGGUAAGUUGUGUCUAAACACAUGAGAAAUGCUUAUGGUUUUACCAAAAGAGUGACUGAUUCAAUCAGUGGGUUUAGAUAAUAAGGUUUAGUGGUUUAGCAAUUGAGAAAAACAAUAAAGAAAACCAAACAAAAUAAAAGGCCAGGAAGAGACUAAAUUACUAAAAAUAAAAUAUUUUAUAUUAUAGCAUAUUAUACUUGCAUAUCUGGUAGUGGUGCCAUUAUUUGAAACUGCUGUGCUUCUUUCAUUAAGUGGGUUUAAGGAAAUUUAAUUUAGUAACAUUUAAUUAAAAAAUAUGCUGUAAAUAUUUUCUGAUCUUCCCUUAAACCAUGAAGAGUAGCUUUGACUUCCAUGGAUAUCCUGAAGGGGAAUAGUUAUUAGUUAUUUAUAAUUCUUUAGAAUUACAGUGUAACAUUAGCCUGUUUCCUCAGCUGAGGUUUGGCUGUCAAGGCUGCACAAGGCUGUUUAUUUUUUUUAAGAAUGCUGUCAAUCGACUUUGUGUAAUGUGGAAUGUUUUAACAAAAAAGAAAUUAUUGUUAUUAGAAAUCAUGUGUCCACUUUUAUCCAAGCUAAGUUUGACCUGAUAAACAGAAGCAAAAUCCAGGCCUUGUGUUCACAGUGAGGAAGACAGGCGUGUCUGAUGACUGCUCAAAAUCAAAGUUUCUUGUCCAGCCUGAAUAUGCUCUGUGAUCAGAAAUUAAAUUCUUUUUAUUUUU